AUGUGAUUAUAGGGUCUGUCCCAAAACCUAGGGAGCUCUCUAUGUAGGCACUGACUACGUAGACAGCUGUUUAACUAGACAGCGUUCUAACCGCCAUCCAGCCUUAUAAGACACAUUAUUGGGACUCUCUAGUUAGGCAGCGACUGCGUCACGACUUGGCCCCGCCCACAGCACGCGCCCACUGUUUACUUACCUCAGCCGCGGGAACCACCUCAUCACCCUACCGGCAUUAUGGACGAACCUCUUGCCGUUUUUAUUGCAUUUUUAAUAGUUUUUGCGCUGGAGGAAGAGCGACAGAGACGUGAGAGCCGACGUGCUGCAGCCAGACACCGACAUUUAAGAAGAAGAGCGCUGAUUUCUGCACUUGAACAGGGAGAAAGACCUUCAAGAUACUGUUCUCUGAAUACAAGUGUACCACUUUUGAGAAUAUUUCUGGACGACACCCAAGACACCAAGCCUGACUUUCGCCUGAGCCGUGAAUCCCUGAAAGUGCUUUUUCAACUUAUCAAGCACGAAGGCACCCAUGGUUGGGGGGGGACCAUUGAGGUGUUAGUUUUUCUUUUUUGGUUGGCCUGUGGCACAUCAUACCGCGUUGUUUCCCGUGCUUUUGCUAUGCCCCGUUCUACAGUGCACCGUGUAAUUCACAGAAUGGCCAGUGAAAUGCGGCAAAUCCUACCCAAAGUUAUCCGGCACCCAAAACCCGAAGAACUGCAGAGCAUCUCUGAUGGCUUCGUGAGGCUGGGAAACCAUACAGCUUUUCACUCUGUAGUGGGUGCCAUAGAUGGGUGCCAUGUGCGUAUCAAAGCCCCUGGAGAACCUGAUGCACAGUGCUACAGAAACCGGAAGCUCUACCCCUCUGUGCAAUUUCAGGCUGUCUGUGACCACCAGGCAAAGUUUCUGGAUGUUUUUAUUGGCUUUCCUGGCUCAGUACAUGAUGCACGGGUGCUCCGUCACAGCACUCUGUAUCGGCAGGCCACUUUCCCACCCAGGGGCUACAUGAUACUUGGUGAUGGUGGGUACCCAUGCAUCUCUCAGCCCAUAGCCCUCAUCACUCCAUUCAAGAAGCCUGUCAGAGGAGAAGAGAGGGUGGCCUUCAAUAGGCAUCAUGCAAGGGCACGUUCUAUAAUUGAACGUGCUUUUGGGAUGCUGAAGACCAGAUGGAGGUCAAUUUUCCUGCAUGCCCAAGAGGUAAAUCCAAGGUUUGUGCCAGAGGUGAUUGCUGCCUGUGUCACUCUGCACAACAUCUGCAUGGGAGCGGGAGAUGUUGUUCAGCCUGAGGAGGAAGCAGAUGAAGAUGAGGAAGCUGAUGUGCAGGAAGAAGACAUCACAGCUGUCAGUGGCCACCAAUUACGAGAGCAACUUUGUGCCAACAUUGCUGGUGUCCAGUAAUUUUAUCAAACUGGAAACAAAUAGAUCAGUUCGGUUUUCAUUAACUGUUACAUUUGCACUGUAAAUAUUUUUUAUGUAAAUAUUGUAUAAGCCUCAAUCAUUUUUGUUUAAUGUUCUAGUUUAAAAUGUCUUAUUCCAUUGUCUUAUUUGUGCUACUUUAAACCAGUUCACUUGUUCUACUCACUGUUAAUAUUAGUCUUGUUCUGUUAGUGUGUUUAGAAUAAAAAAUGCACUUCAAGAGUAUGAAUUUCAGCAAGUGUUAAUCUACAACGAACAACCCAUUAAGUAAAUUUCAGUAUAGAAUACCUGCAAGGCAUGCAUUAGUUUACCAUGACUGCUUUAAAAAAAAAACACACACACACACAAAUGACAGUUCUUAAAACAGCAACUUUAAUUUUUGAAUAUGCAUGAAUAAAUUAGUUAAUUUUAUUAACAAGCUUUUCUAAGAGAUUAUACAAGCGGUCUGACCGCUCCUGCUCUGCUCUCUCUUGCCUCUCUUCUCUCUCCCUCUCUCUCUCCAUGUCCUCUCGCAGGAGGUCAAGAAGAGUUCCCUGCCGCUUCCUUCCUCUCUGCUCAGACAACGGGGAUGCCACAACAGAAGAUGGCCCUGGUUCCUCCUCAUUAGAUGAGGCUAUUAGCAAAGGUGGUGUGACCGAUGGUCGAUUGCCAAGAGCCUCAUCCAUGAGGCUGAACCAGGGCCAAGUAGCUGCAGUGGCUUCCCCAUUGUCUGUCCCACUCCCUGAAGGUGGACACUUCAGCUCCUAAAAUAAAAUUAAACCUGUAAUCUAACCUCAAUCUGCUAUCCUCUCUAACUGAAUUAUACUUUAACAUUAACAAUUAUUAACAUAUGUAAACUACACUCAAAUCAGUACAUAAAAAUCUAUAAAAUACAUUGUUCAUUAUUCUACACAAUUUCAGGUUAAUCUUUGAACUUACUUUGUA
Molecule: messenger RNA, 2331 nt
Organism: Astyanax mexicanus (Mexican tetra)
Lineage: Eukaryota; Metazoa; Chordata; Actinopteri; Characiformes; Acestrorhamphidae
Product: putative nuclease HARBI1
Exons: 2
Coding region: 232-1389 (385 amino acids)
Source: RefSeq, a predicted model, not a curated record